UCGAAAUUUGUUUGUGUUAUUGAUCUCACCUAAGUUUAUCGCGUGAAAGAGAAAAAAAUAUGAUGCAGAUUUUUUUUUUUUUUCUAUUCUUUCUUAAGAAGUUUAUUUGUAGUUCUUUAUAAAUAAACUUCGUAAAUAUUUGUGAAAGGUAAUGUUUUAUUUUUUUUUAAAUGCAUUGUCUUGAAAUGCUGUCCUUUUAAUGGUGUCACUUCAUAUGGCAAUAAAAUAUGGAAUACUUUUAAUUUAUUCAGCAUCGCCUAUCUCUCAAGGAGAAUGGAUAACUUCCAGAGUUAUUCUUAAGUCAGAUGGUAAAUUGGAAACUGAAUCACAAGUAAAUAAUGAAACGCUUAAAAAAAUCUACAUUUUAAGUCCAGACUGGUUCAUUGUGACUCCCAGACACAGCUUUAAUAAAGGCAUACCACCUUUACCUGAAAACAAGCAUCCUGAACAGUUAUUUGCUUUAACUCAACCUCCAGAUACAACCAUUUGGUUUUUAGGAAACUCCAAAUAUGAAAGGUAA
Stegodyphus dumicola is the source of this 520-nucleotide messenger RNA. RefSeq lists its product as uncharacterized. Lineage: Eukaryota; Metazoa; Arthropoda; Arachnida; Araneae; Eresidae. The record is from RefSeq and is a predicted model, not a curated record.